Psylliodes chrysocephalus is the source of this 1736-nucleotide messenger RNA. The record is from the annotation of a GenBank genome assembly. Lineage: Eukaryota; Metazoa; Arthropoda; Insecta; Coleoptera; Chrysomelidae.
CUGUCGCUGAACCGAUACCGAUUUUUCCGAUUCCUUCCAUUUGUACCAUACCGAUUCUAUAAUCUAGGUCAAACUGUUUAAUAAAACAGCUUAAUUAUAGUAAUUAAACGACAUGAAUUAAUAUUUUUUGAAGACAACAAUUACAUUUUAUAAAACAAGGAUGGCACAGUACAACGCUUAUUUAAGAUCUGAAGAAUUUCACUAUCAACAACCAUAUUAUUUAUCAAAAGUAUUCAAAGCCGUUUUAGAAGAAAACAUCGAAAAAUUAAAUGCAAUUAAGUUCGCCACAGAGUAUUCUCUCAAUGCAGGUGACGAUUUUGGAAACACUCCUCUUCACGUUGCUGUAAUCUCAAACAAAUUAGUAAGCUUGGACUAUCUGCUUGCUCAAGAUAUAGUAUCUGUAGAUGCUAAGAAUAAUUUUGGACAAACACCUAUAUUCAACGCAUGCAGAACCGAUAAAAUUGAAAUAGCUAAAAAAUUAAUAAAAUCAGGAGCUUGUAUCAACAUCCAAGAUGGCCAGAAAAAUACCCCAUUACAUAUGUCGGUGUGCAAUCCUGAAAUAACACAUAUAUUAAUUAAAAAUGGCGCAGAUAUUGACUCGAUAAAUUUUUACCAAGAUACGCCUCUACAUGACGCUAUUACGGUGGAAAAUUUAGAAACAGUAUGUUUGUUGCUGUAUUAUAACUGUGAUGCUAAUGUUAAAAAUUCAGAAGGAAAUACGCCGUUUAUGGACGCGUUGAUUUAUGAAAAUCCAGGCAUACAAACAGCUCUAUUUGAGUACGUAGAUGAUUUUAACGUAACCACUACUGACGGCGAUACAAUUCUGACCCUAGCUUUGACCUACCACAGCGAAUUCAUAGAGGAAAUUCUGUCGAGAGGUGCUAAAGUGAAUCGAAGGGCUCUCGAAUCGUCUCUGAUGAUAAACAACCCUACGGUCUUCGAAACGAUAUGGAAGAGAAUACCGAAUGUGGAGCUGGAAAAUUCUAGUAUCCUCGAUAAGUUUGCUUACGGUAUGAGGCGUAAUAAUAUAUUGAAAUAUUUCGAAAUAAUCCUUGAGAAUUCUGAUGAAUCUUUAUUUGAAGCUCUGGCUGUUUGCUUCAAUUGUCAAAUAUCAUUCGCUGAUUUGGUCGAGAAGUGUGCUGACAACCAAGGACUUGAACAACUGACUAAAUUUAUAUGCGUUUUGUUACAGUACAACUGUCAUUUCCUUAUAACAACUGUUUUUCAAAUUUAUUAUUGUUUCGGGUAUUGUGAUUUGUUCAAAUACUUUUUGUAUAUCGACAGCAGUGUUAAAUAUUGCAAAUAUGAGAUAUCGUUUGGGUGGAUCAUUCCCAAAUAUAUAUUUAGCAUAAAAAGUGAUAUGAAGGAACUUUGUAGAGAACUGACUUUCAAUAAGGCAAAGGAUGCUACGCACAGGAAAGCUGCUUUCAGUUCUCUGGAGUUUAGCGUAGAUUCAUCUUUAGUGCAAUUGUUGAAUACAUAUUUUUCUGACGAUGCUGAUUUUGUGAUACUGCGGAAAAAAGUACCGGUGGUACCGUCGUUGUUGCAGUUGGCUCGCGACAAAAUCAGGACAUAUUUUGUGUAUAAAUUUGAUUUUUGUAAGCCUUCGCAGUUUUAUACCUUUGUAAAUGACUUAGAAAUUGCGACGGUUUACAAACAGAUAAUUACUUUAGAAAAGAAAAUUUACAAUUUUGAUUUUAGGUAAACCGAAUUCAAUAAAUAUUUUUGUGUAUGCA